UUGGGUUCUUUUUCACUUCGUAAAAGCACUACUUCCGAUCCGGGUUGUAAUUCUAGUUCUGUGGGUAAGCUGAAUGGAGAGGGGAAUUCCUUUGGGUUUGUUCCUUUGGAGAGGCCAUCUAGUUUUAAGGACUUCUCAGUGGAGGAUUAUGCUAAAGAUUCUGUCUUUAAGGGGAUUGCUGUGAUGGCUAAAACAGAAAUGCCUUUGACAAAAAGUGUGACGAUGGAUUGUCGUUGGGGUGUGAAUUUCCCUAAGGAUUUGGGGAAUAGGAUGCCGUUUUUAAGUGUGAAUAAGAUUGGGAUUAAGAGAGUUGAUGAAGUUAAGGAGGUGAAGGAGAAGAAGGAUGAGAAUCUAGGCGAAACUGAGCUGUUGAAAGGUAUGUGUUUUUGGAUGAAAAAGGAGAUGGAGAUGCUGCAGAGAGAGAAUAGAGAGAUGAAACAUAGGUUUGAGGAAAUGACUAUGGGGAAUGCGGUUAGGCAUGGUGCUGGUGAGAGAGAGUUUGUAGGUGUGCAGGUGGUUGAGAAUUCGAAUUCAGGGGGAUUUGAGGAGUGGAGGAAUAGGAGGAAGAGUGGGGGAGAGAAUGCAAAGAAGGACGAGAAGAAGCAUGCUUCGGAUGGGACUCGGGCUAGUGAUGUUGAGAGUGAGUUGCAGAAAGCAAUUAGGGCUGCUUCUUCAACGUGA
This is a messenger RNA of Nicotiana tabacum (common tobacco), 681 nucleotides long. The record is from RefSeq and is a predicted model, not a curated record. NCBI's taxonomy places the organism in Eukaryota, Viridiplantae, Streptophyta, Magnoliopsida, Solanales, Solanaceae.